AUGGCUACACCCAGUGUCCUCGCUUUUGACGCUGAGGGUCGAGCCAUUGACUUUGAGGUCUGGCUCGACGACCUGCAGCUGUUUUUACAGUGCGACAGGGCCAACGGUCUAUCUCUCUUUGACCUCACCUCUGGCGCCGUCCCUGCCCCUGCUGCUGAUGCUGACGCCACUGUUCGCUCUCAGUGGGCCACGCGCGAUGCUGCUCCACGUCUUGCUGUGCGUCGCCACCUGCCUACCGCUGAGCGCGCGCACUUUAGCCCGUACAAGAGUGCUCAGACCUUGUACGACGCUGUAGUUGCGCGCUACUCCUCCCCUGCCACUGUUGCACUGAGCCGCCUCAUGCUCCCCUUCCUCUUCCCUGACCUUGCCGCCUUUCCCACUGUCGCUGAUCUCAUCACGCACCUCCGCACUAUCCGGGACCACUUCCUCGCGGUCUGUCCCACUACCCUCACAGUCGACAGCCUCGAGAAGGCCCUUCUUGCAGCAGAGAAGAGCAUAGUUGCUGUAGGAGCCUCUCGAGGUGACCCCUGCGCCCCCAUCUUUGAGGGGUGUUCUCCUUCCCCUCUCCUGCCCUCUGUUGCCUCUGCCGCUGCGGCCGACCUCGUUGGUCUUGAGUCGGUCGGUGCGGCGUCUGCCCCUAGCAGGAGACGCCGCUCUGGCAAGGGCAAGGGGGGCAAGGGAGCGGGUGGGGCCAGUGGGGGCGGUGGCGGUGGAAGUGGAGGCGGCGGAGGGAGUGGGGGUGGCAGUGGAGGUGGUAGCGGGGGUGGGGGUGCUAGUGGCGGCAGUGGAGGCGGGAGUGGCGGCGGCGGUGGCGGUGGUAGCGGAGGUGGCGGAGGUGGCGGCGGUGGAGGUGGAGGCGGGGGCGGUGGAGGCGGAGGCGGGGGUGGCGGAGGUGGAGGUGGUCGGAGUGGAGCUUCGCAGCGGAGCGGCACUGGUGGCGGUCAGCGCCAGCAGCAGCAGCAGCAGCAGCGUUCUUGCGACGUCCCCACCCCUCAGCAGCUCCGUGAGUGGUACACGCAGCGUCAGCACGGUGGGGGUUUUGGUCCCUGCACCUACGUUCUCCGCACUGGCGACCGCACUGGAGAGCAGUGUGGGGGUGCCCACCCCGCCCAGCGCUGCUUUGGUCGCCUAACGGACGCUUGGCGUCAGCAGUUCCCGGAGGCCGCGGAGAUCCCCCGCUGGGGAGAGCUGUCUAGGGCUGGUGUAGCUAUCUUUGAUCUUGAUUUUGAUGCUAUCCUUGCUGCCAUGUAUGCUGUGACCAUUAGUGAUGAGGGUGACUGUUACCGGUGUUUCCCGCCCAACCCGGGCAUUGGUACUGCUGCUCCAGGUGCCGGUGAGGCUUCUGCUCUAGGUGCCAGUGCGUCUGUCCUCUCAGGUGCUCGUGAGACUGCUCUCUCAGGUACUAGUGCGUCUGCGCUCUCAGGUACUGCGUCGGCUUCGGCCUCCCACAACUUCACUCUUGAUUCUGGAGCGUCUCGCUCUUUCUUUCGGGACUGCACCACACUUACGCCGCUUAGUCGGCCGGUUGCGGUUUCCCUGGCUGACCCCUCUGGGGGUCCUGUCCUGUCUCGCUUCUCCACAGUCCUCCCGUGUCCGGCGGCUCCCUCUGGCACCCUGUCUGGUCUCUACCUCCCCUCGUUCUCUACGAACUUGGUGAGUGGUGCUGACCUACAGGAUGCGGGAGUCCACCAGUUCACCCCUGCUCGUCAGCGAGUGACGCACUGCACAGAGGCUAGCACGGGUCGUCACCUGGCUACGUUUACACGUCAGCCAGGGUCGAGCCUGUACACACUGACCACUGCUUCUCCUCCAGGUGCUGAGUCUGGUAGAGUCCCUUCGUCUGGUCAGGUGUUUGCUGCAGCGUCCAGGGCCCUGGCCCUGCCUGUGUCCCCUGUGUCGAGGGGCGCCAGCGUGCUGCCCCUCACUCCUCCCAGUUUCCUCCGAUAA
Molecule: messenger RNA, 1947 nt
Organism: Closterium sp. NIES-65
Lineage: Eukaryota; Viridiplantae; Streptophyta; Zygnematophyceae; Desmidiales; Closteriaceae
Source: the annotation of a GenBank genome assembly